This is a messenger RNA of Polyodon spathula (Mississippi paddlefish), 1963 nucleotides long. RefSeq names its product EBP like (gene ebpl). The transcript has 4 exons. Gene Ontology annotation, cellular component: endoplasmic reticulum; membrane. Bases 81 to 716 code for a protein of 211 amino acids. Gene Ontology annotation, molecular function: cholestenol delta-isomerase activity. Gene Ontology annotation, biological process: sterol metabolic process. NCBI's taxonomy places the organism in Eukaryota, Metazoa, Chordata, Actinopteri, Acipenseriformes, Polyodontidae. The record is from RefSeq and is a predicted model, not a curated record.
CAACACUUGAGUACUGAUAGGAACUCCCCCAUUCAGUACAAUAUAAUUCUUUAAACCUACAUAAACCUGUAUCUGGAAAAAUGUCUUCGGAGUCAAAAGACCCUCCCCAGCUGUUUACCCCAGUUACAGUGUAUUCCCUUCUGGCUUGCGGUGUUCAGUUUGUUGUUGGUUACGUGCUGGCACAGUGUUGGGGGAGAAAGUGUUCUGCGGCUGACAGAUGGGUUAUGGUUUGGUUGUUUUAUGACGCCAUCGUGCACUUUACGCUGGAGGGUCCAUUUGUGUAUAUGUCUCUGAUAGGAACCGUUGCGACUUCUGACAACAUCUUUGCUGAUUUGUGGAAAGAGUAUGGAAAGGCAGACGAGAGAUGGCUUCACUCGCACCCCACGAUCGUAUCCAUUGAAAUCCUCACUGUGGUUUUAGACGGUCUUCUAGCCCUGGUGCUUGUUUAUGCCAUCGUCAAGGAUAAAUACUACAGGCAUUUCAUACAGAUCACACUGUGUGUCUGUGAGCUGUAUGGAGGCUGGAUGACCUUCUGCCCUGACUGGCUUGAUGGAAGCCCCAGCCUGAACACCAGCAGCUGGCUUUACCUCUGGGUCUACUUGGUUUUCUUCAAUGGUGUCUGGGUUGUCAUUCCGGGACUGUUACUGUGGCAAUCCUGGUUGGGGCUUCAGAGAAUGCAUCAAGCAGAGAAAAUGACUGGAAAGAAACUUAAAUAGAAGGUAGUUUUUCUGCUGCAAGUGAAUGCAUGUCUGCAUUGAUAACUAACUGGUAUUUCACAUCCAAUGCAAUACAUUAUAGUGGUUGGCGUGAGGAUAUUCUUGUGUCAGAGGAAUACUAAUUCUUUGUAUAUUUCUGGAAACAUUCAUCUUGUGGCUGGGGUGAAUGCUCUCUUCAUGUACACUGUUCCACAGAUUCAUUCUUCAAAUCAUCAGGUAAUGAAAAGGACAGUGGUUAAUACUAGGUUCUGUCAUAAGGACAUAAGAAAUGUUGAACUUGGAUAAAAAUGCAACAUAAGCAACACGUAUAAGUUAAUAUGUACCGUUGAGCCUGUCUGUGGUACAAAACUCUGAGGACAGCAAAGUGUGGACUUUACCUACAAGAACGUAACAGUCAACAUAGCUGUUAAUCUAAAAGUGUAGAGAUGAAAACUGCUAAAUAAUAAUAUGACUUGAAUUAAAACCCUGAUAUAAACAAUAUCAUCUGCAGCUAUUUUACAGGUACGGUUGGUUUGUAUGAAUUAGAUUAAUUCCAUCAAAUAAUAACGUUCUCAAUUUCUUACAAGUACAUUAUGCAGGAAACUGUUGUCUUGGUUCAAGUUAUAUGCCUUUUUAAAGUAGUAAAGUUUGCUUAUUUCAGCCUCUGCUCCACUCCAAGUCCCCAAGGUGGAGGUUUUUGCAAUAUUUAUCCUGGCAGUAGAUAGUUCUAACUGUAGAUGUAUAGAUGGCACUUGGCCCCAGAAAGAAAUACCCUCUGGACAUUCCCAGAGCAUGUGCAUUGAGGUGCCAGGUGUUUUUGGAGAACAGAGAUUACCAAGUGGGUCUGAGGGGAUUCCCACCUGGCAUCUCUUCAGAGGCGUCCAGUAUAUCCUGUGGCACGCUUUGAAAUGAAUUAGCUGAUUAGGGUUUUUUUGAUGCUUUAAAAAUAUUAUGCCACAUCGUAUUCCAAUAAAUUGGCCCAUCCUCUGAGGUUAGAUCUUUUUCCUGUAUUUUGGUAAUAGUCAGCGGCUUAUAUGAAGUUUUUAACAGAUGAGAGUAUAUUGCAGAGACUAGCCCCCUAGAGGAAGUUCCUGAAACCCAGUCUAUAAUAGGAUUAUUAUUAUUAUUAUUAUUAUUAUUAUUAUUAUUGUUUUAUUUAUUUCUUAGCAGAUACCCUUUAUCCAGAGUGACUUAGUUGUUACAAAGUAUCACAUUACACAAUAUCACAUUACACAAUAUCACCUUACAGAUAAGAGCAGUUAUAAAGU